GCUGAGAACGUGAAAAGUUGAUUUAUUUCAGUUCCUUCUUCAAUUGCCAGUGAGCCAGACGAUUAAAUUGAAAAGGGGGGAAAUGGCGCAAACUGUUAAUAGAACGUGUGGAGGAUUGAAAUUAUGCUACAAAUUUGAACAGAGCAGUGAAAAUAAUUAAUUUUAGAAAAAAUCAGAGUGAUUUGAAGGUGCUCUGUUGAAAGGGUGUAUUUUAUAAACAAGAGUAAAGUGAAAAAGGAAUAUUGUGUAGAGCCGAAAUGAGCAUCGAUUGAAAUAGAUAGAUGAAGAAAGAACAUUAACCAACGAAACAGAUCCUCAAUAUCACCACCACCAAUCACUCGAUUCCAUACAACAGUAAAGAACACCUGCACACACACCCACACACACACAUCUACGCAUAAUUGUGUUGACACACCAGAAAAGUUGAGGAAAUAAUACACAUACAUAUAAAAACAAUUAUAUCGUAAGGAAAAUGAAUUGAAGUGAAACAAAAAACAAAAAUAGUUUUAAAGAGUGUAAUAAGUAAAAAUUUAGAAAAAAGUACAAAUUACAACGAUAAGAUCAUCAAAACAACAGCAAUAUAAGAAAUCAGCACAUUACACAAGCGUUCGUCAGCGAUCGGUGAUCAUAUGAUCAGCAACGAAAACAUCCGAGCUGUUGUUCAACAGUACAGCCUUGUGAGAGAAAAAGAGAUCGUGUGAGCGCCAUUUCCACCAGUUAAACGCGAGCGUGUUUGCGCAAACGCUGCAACACCACCACCCACCAAAAAACACCAUAACUUCGUCUGGUCCUGAGCACUUUCCGAAACGCUAAAAAUUUAAUCCACUGCGCAAUAAUUAACUUGCAGCCGACACACCCUGUAACACUGCUCCUCCUCAGGUGCAUCCUAGCGCUGUGUGCCGCUUCGCAACAACAACAACAAUAACUGGAGGGCUUUGCUUUUUGUCGCCAGGCUGUGUGCUCGCCGACAACAUUAUUGCCUUCUUGGUGGUGUUGGUGGCGGUGUGCCGUCGGUAUUGUCGUUGGUGUUGAUUGUCGUAGACGGUGCAGGUAUUGGCAAGUUGGCAGGCAGUUCACAACGUGAGUGGUUAAUUGAGGUCAGGCACCGUCGACUGACACGCGCCCAUCGCUGUACCAACGCACCCGUACGCCCGCACGCCCAAUAGUCCAACAGCCCGCUCGUACAACUCACACACACACACACUCUCAUCUAAAACGCAUUUUAACGUAAUCAAUAUAAUAUAAAAUAGGAAAUAAAAUUAACCGUAGAAAACAUCAAAAUCAUCAUAACAACAACCAUAACAAUUACUGCCCAGAAGCUGCCUAGCUGAUUGGCUGGCUGUGUGACGGCCGCCAACGACUACAACAUUGCAGCGCUCGAAAGUAACGCAAUAUGGCAACACCGCAAGUCAAGGAUUUGGUGUUGCGUUCUCCUGCUGGCUCCUCCGAAGUCAUCACCUUCGCUUGGCCCCUACAAGUUGGCAGCGGCCAGGACAAGCACGACAAUGGCAUCGAUAUUAUCGACACGAUCAAAUUCGUGUGCGAAGAAUUGCCGAGCAUCUCAUCCGCAUUCGAAGAGAUUAAUCUCAAUCAAAUUGACACUGCCUGCUACAAGACUAUGACAAAUCUUGUCGAUCGAUUCAACAAGGCUGUUGACAGUAUUGUUGCAUUGGAAAAAGGAACUUCACUGCCCGCUGAGCGUCUUAACAAAUUCGCUCAUCCCAGCUUACUCAGACAUAUACUGCAAUUAGUUUAUAAUGCUGCCGUACUCGAUCCGGAUAAACUCAACAAUUACGAACCAUUCUCGCCCGAAGUGUAUGGCGAAACCUCAUACGAACUCGUCCAACAGAUGAUCAAGCAUGUGAAUGUGACAAACGAUGACACAUUCAUUGAUCUCGGCUCCGGUGUGGGCCAGGUGGUAUUACAAAUGGCUGGCUCAUUUCCGCUCAAAGCAUGCGUGGGCAUUGAAAAAGCCGAUACGCCCGCACGUUAUGCCGAACGUAUGGAUAUGUUUUUUCGUCAAUUUAUGGCGUGGUUCGGCAAACGCUAUUGCGAUUACAAGUUGAUAAAAGGCGAUUUUUUGGUCGAUGAACAUCGUGAGAAAAUUACCUCAUCGUCGUUAGUGUUCGUAAAUAAUUUCGCAUUUGGUCCGAAUGUGGAUCAUCAGUUGAAGGAACGUUUCGCCGAUUUACGUGACGGUGCACGCAUUGUGUCUUCGAAAUCGUUUUGUCCGCUGAAUUUCCGCAUUACCGAUAGAAACCUUAGCGACAUCGGCACCAUAAUGCAUGUGAGCGAAAUACCACCACUAAAGGGUUCGGUCUCGUGGACCUGUAAACCAGUAUCGUACUAUUUGCAUACGAUCGAUCGUACGAUAUUGGAGCGUUAUUUUCAACGCUUGAAAACACAAAAAGGUGCUGAAAACGAUCAUGUCGGCUCCACACGCACCACACGCGAUCGUGCCAAACGUGAGGCGCAUAAUCACGCGCUCAAUAAUCACCACAAUCAUCAUCAUCAUAACAACAACAGCAACAGUAAUACGCACUCAAACUCCUCCGCCGCCAAUUCGUCGUCUACGAACACAACAAACAGCAACAGCAGCAGCAGCAACAGCACGCAACGCACUAAUUCGCCGGCGGCGCAUGUCAGCAACAACAGCAGUCAAGCGCAACAGUCAAACGCAACAGCACCAACGACGACGACGUCGGCUGCAACGUCCAAGACUACGAGAAAUCAACAACAGCAACAGCAGCAAGCACAACGCAACAAUUUGGACAUGGACACAUCGACAGAGAGCGAAGCUGAAGGCGACGUGGCGAAUGGCAGCGCAACCGGCGGCACCGCCAACGGACCGACCACACGCAAAAUCUGGUCCGACUGGUGCAGCAGCUCGAAGGGCAAGUCGUCGCAAUCCGACGAUGAGGAGAAUAAUAAUAACUUUAGAAAUACCGUCACGGCGACGGCGCGUAAUGCACGCACCGUUCCACAGAAAAAGCGCAAAAAGCUUACGCGCAAGGCGGCAAUUGCCAGCAAGAGUGCAGCUGCAGCGGCAGCGCAACGUGAAGCGGCAGCUGCUGCUCGUGAGGCGGCAGCGCAAGAGGCCGCGAUGGCAGCCGCUGCGGCGAACAGCAAGGACUCCUCGUCGAAGGAGGAUGCUGGCGCUGGUAGUGGUGGUGGGGGCGCGCGCGGUCGCAAAGGUCGCAUGAAGAAGGGUGCACGCGGACGCAAAUCGUUAAAGAUUGCUGGUUUGGAUGUGCUGCACAAGCAGACGUUGUUGAGCACGUCGCACGAGGUGUUGAGCAAAAAAUUGCCAGCAGCGCCGGGCUGUGUGGAUCAACAGCUGACGUCGUUGCUCACGCGCAAUAUGACACAUACGGAGCUGGAAAUUCCGGAGGCGCCCCAGGAUACGCCUUACGCGCUACAAAUUUUAUUGGAUGUCUUCCGUACGCAAUACAUGGCCAUGAUCGAGCAGAUGAAGGCGAAAUCGUUUGUGCCAAACAUUAAGCGUCAAAUACAAUUAGAACAAGAGCGCAAACAACGCAUUAAGAAUCGCGCCAGUCAGCUGGACAAGCAGAUCAAGGUGCUGAUUGAUGACAGCGUAAUGCUGCUGAAGGCGCGCAUGAAUGAGUUGGGCAUCAAUGUCACCUCUCCCAAUGAUCUGAUCACAAAGGCUAAAGAGAUUGUCGGUCGACAUAAGGAGUUGCAAGGUAUAGCAAAGAAAAUACAAUCGCAGGUGACGACCUGUGAAUUGGAGCAGAAACGUUUGUUGAAGAAGCACCUACAGCAUUUACCGGAAUAUCAGAAGACUUGUGGCAAUAAUGGACGCACCAAGGUUGAGCUGCCGAAUGGCGGCAACCCAAUCGAUCUGAGCGAAACUGCUGCGCACGAAUUGGUGCUGAAGGAGAUUGCCAAUACAUUGGCGCAACGCAAAAAGUUAUACGCGCAAGUGUCAAGUAUUGAAAAAGAGGCUGCGCUCUUGGAGAAAGCAGCCGAAGAGCGACGCACAGCAGCAGCGCUACUUGCGCAGGGCACCAAUAUGACAUUAGCCAACACAACAGCAGUAUCAAGUGGUGCGCCAACAAUGAUGCCCGCCACGCUGAUAUCGGCAGGUACAAGCGGCGUCACACAACCGCUCCAGUUGACGACAACAAGUGGCGCGUCGGCAGGGGGUAAUGCAGUAUCGAGUUGUGCACCCGCAACUCCAAGUAAAUCCGUGACAAACGCGACAUCAAAAACAUCGCGUCGUAGUCGCGAUCAUCGUACGCGUUCGCAGGAGUGGCCUGAUGUACCGGACGUAGGCAAAAUAGAGGAAAGUAAUCCAGAGGUGUUAGCACAAAAGAUACUGGAGACAGGGCGUCAGAUCGAAGCGGGUAAAUUUUCAGCCGCGACUGGCACAGGAAAUUCGUACAACAACGCUAUGGCCGGUGCUGGCAUUGCCAGUGGUAAGCAACUGGCCUUGCCGACAACUGCGCAUCACCAGCAUCUCAACAAUAACAAUAUAGGGCAAUAUCAUGACGAGGUUCUGACGACACAGUCAAAGAAGAAACAGCAUGCGCGCAGUUCGAGCAACGAACACAUACCGUCGGUGUCUAUUUAUGUGGCCGACAGUAACCUGAUGCCGGCGCCUACAGCAGCCAAUAAGCAGCAGCCGCAACAGCAAUCCUCUCCCGUAAAUGGUAACGGAUUGCGUGGUGUUGCCGGCUUACUGCCAAAAUGUGAGUUGCCUGGCGCGCGCAAAUCGUCAAUGUCCGCCGCUGCGUCCGGUGGCAUACAGGAAUCACCUAAAGUGGCCAACUUCGAAGAUCGCCUUAAGAGUAUCAUAACCUCUGCGUUGAAUGAGGAUCAAGAACAUCGCAAAGCUGCCGCGCAUCAUAUGCCCGGCUCAUCAGCCGGCCACGACUUGAGCAUUCACUCAUCAACACAGUCGUUAGUGGCGCAACAAUCGGGUUCGCUUCAAUCAUCGCCAGCGCCAAAACGCAGUAAACACUCUGUGUCAGCGUCUUCUAUGAACAAUAUAAAUCAGCAGGCACAUCCACACCAGCAAAUGCAAAUGCAUCACCAACAACACCCACAUCAUAAUCAUUUGCCGCCUCUACCACCACAGGCCAUGCCGCAAAACAAUCUAAGCAACCUCAUUACCGUUGCCACUCAAGGCCCUACACAUUUGAAUGCUACCACCACCAUAUCACCAAUAACACCACCGCCGUCCAUUGGCAACAGCCAAUAUGGCAGCACCGGUGUGGGCGCCGGAAAAUAUGGUGGCAGCAAGCAACAGUCUUCCGCUGCGUCUGGCAGCCAUAAAGGCAGCGCUGCCAAAUACCAGCAACAACAAAAUAAUGCGCACUUACAGCAGCAGCAACAACAACAACACCUGACACACUUACAACAACAACACGCACACUUCGGCCCGGCCGUGGGUGCUGGCACUUCACCAGCCGAUCUGGCCUUCCAUCACCGCCGUCGCAGCUCUGUAAGCGCAGCCAGUUUCGAACAUUACGCUGCACAGCAGCAACAACAGCAUCAGCAAGCAAUGAUGAUGGCUGCCGCAGCAGCUGCAGCGGGCAGCGCGUCAUCACAACACCACGCCAGCGCCAAUCACCAACAUCUAAUGCCACCACUCGAAUUCAAAGCGCCCACCGUUACCGCAGAAAAUCUCAUAUUGAAUGCGUCGCAACGUUCCAACAGUCGCGAACAACUCGUCGAAGAGGUGGUGGUCGCACCACGUUCCAGUUCGGCCAACUCUGAUUCGGCCAUUAUGUACUACCCACCGACGCGCGAUCGCCUAAUGUCGCUAGAACGCAGCAAUAGCCGCGAAUCCGCGGUCUCACAACCGUUGCCGCCCCAUCAUACGAACAGUGGCAGCGGCGGCAGUAGCGGCCAACAAAUGUUGCCGCAACCCAGCCGGCCAAGCUCAAACUCAUCACAGCCAGAUUAUACACAAGUCUCACCGGCAAAGAUGGCGCUACGCCGCCACCUCUCACAAGAAAAACUCAAUCAACAAAUGCCGCCUGCUGGCGCUAUGUCUGGCUUGCCACUAUCCACAAAGACCAUUGGCGAUCUGGUGAAUGGUGAAAUCGAGCGCACGCUUGAAAUAUCGCAUCAGAGCAUUAUAAAUGCGGCGGUGAAUAUGAGCACAGUUGGUGCCCCACCACCAAUUACCGGCGCCACUAACGUGGGUGCCAACAAUUACAUGGACCGGGCGGCGCACGAUCGUUUACUAAUUAAUCCGAAUGCGCAACGUCCCGAGCGCGUGCACGUGCGUGUGUUCGAUGAGCAAAUGCCGCCCACACAUAUGCAAGGCAACGCUGUCGACGUGUCGCCACGCACUAUUGGCGCUGGCAAUGGGCGAAAGUCGCCGCCGACAACGCCAACGCAGUCCUCACACAAUAUGUCUUCGCUGGCACAUGUCGCAUAUAAUCACAAGACUGCGACUGGUGGCACAGCAACGGCAGCGCCUCCUAAUAGUGGACGCGUCAAUAACAGCAGCGGUGGCUAUAACCCCUCACUCUAUCAGCAAAUGGCGAUGGGUGGUGGCAGUAGCAAUGGUAGGGAAGCGACGAAUGCCCGUCUUGCUGCUAGCGGUAAUGUUGGCGGUGCAGGAAGCGGCUCGCGCAGUCGCGACUACCAGCCGGUUAGCUUACCACGCGCCGAAAUGAAGGGUUGCAUCGAGGCGUAUUUCAAUGAUGAGCAACAUCAUCAGCAGCAGCAGCACCAACAACACCAGCAGCAGCAACAGCAGCAUCAUAAUCAUCAAACACAGUCGCACAAGGCAGGCAGCAAAGAGCGCAACAAUGGACGCGGGAAUCGUUUGAACGGCAGCAAUCCGCCAUUGGAGGGUCUGGCAGCUUCACUGCAGGAUCACGUUAUGGCCUCGCGCAAAUACAAGGAAGAACAUGAAGAGCGCCAGCGGCGGGCUGCCGCAGUGUCCAGCAACAACAGCGACAUGCAUAAUCAACACCAUCACCAACAACACCCUCAUCAGCAGCAACAACAGCAAUAUGCGCACAGCCAGCAUCACCACUAUCAAGCACAGGCGGCACUUGGUCACAACAACAACGCCACGCCCAAUAAGGUGGAAAUCGGUGUAAAACGCACUUCGCCCAUGGCAAAUAAUCAACAGCCACGACCCGCUAAGAUGGCCCACUACAACGACAAUGCCGUUGCGCACAACCAGCAACUGCACCAACAUCAGCAACACCAUCUAAGCAACAGUAAUCCAUACGCCAAUAUGAAUGGUGUUAGCAGUAGCAGCAACAGUGGCGCCAUUGCAUCGGCGACAGGCGCACAAACACAAUCGCAGUCCUCGCUGUCGCCAUCUUGUCGACGCAAUGCGAAAUUGCCACUCGAACCGCUGCUAAUGAGUCCGGAAAUCAACUCGAUAAUGAGCGGUGGCGCUGCUGCUGGCGGCGAUGAGCGCCCCUUGCAGUUGUCAGCUACGGCAGCGAAAAUAUCGCGCCAACAGCAGCAGCAGCUACAACACGAACAACAAUCACGCACAGCGACCACGCCGCAUAGUACAACACCAAUCGUGGGUGGACGCGCCGGUGAUGAUGAUGAUGUCAUCGCCGACGAUGAAACACACUGGCAACAUCGGGUGAGCUCCGGCUUCGAUCGCCUAGUCGCCUUCGCCUCCACCGAGCUGGAUAAGACGCGUCGCUCUAUUGACACGGACAUAGUGCCGUCGUCGAUCAGCUGCAACACCUCGCCCGAUUCGGGUAUUACCCACAGCAGCAGCAGCAAUUCAGAUACGGCGCGCACAUUUCUUUCCACCUCGUCGACGUCCUCACAACUGGACAUGCCCAUGAGUAGCGGCGGCAGCAGCGCUGGCAGCACCAGCAGUUCCAGCGGUUGUAGUGUAAGUGGCGUUAGCGCCAGCUCCGGCGGCAGCGGUGUCAAUAGCUACAUGCAUGGACACCUACACCACCAUCAUCAUCAUCACUCGUUGUUGUUGCAUGCGCAUGGCAACGGCGGUGGCGGCACCACUAGCAGUCACGCUUCAUCAUCAGAUCACCUCAGCGAUAGCAGCAUGAAAUCAACGCAUUCCGAUGUCGCUUCUAUGCCGCCGAUAACGCUGCUGAAGGCGAACUCGGCAUCACCGGUUGACGCGAGCGCCAUUGAUAGUCCGCCGCUCUCUGAUAUCGGCUUGCCACGCACACCCAGUCCGAAUGCGGCCGUGCCGACACCACCCUUGGCCGCAGCUAUGGCGGCAGCGCAUAGUGUCACACCUACACCGACACCAACACCAACACCACCGGCGAGUGCCGCCGAUCCCUAUGGCAAUAGUACACUAAAGAUACCCUUAAAAUAUCAACGCAAAUCGAAGUCGUCAUCGGAGAAGCAUUAUAAGAAAAAAUUCUGCGAACGCAAUUGGGAAUACGAUUGUGAUGAUCUGUUGAUGCCAUAUGCGAAUAAUAACAGUAAUGAUGCCACCAACAGCACGGUGAUUGAGGGAUCAACAGCGAACGAUGCGGUUGGCAAAGGAAUGGCUAACGUAAUGAAAAAUGCUCCCACAUCAUUUGCUAAAACGAAUGGCGGCGAGACAAAGAAAUCCCAUCAAACCAGUCCUGAAAAAUCGCCAAAGCGUCAGCAACAACAACAGCAACAGAACGCUUCCGAGGUAAACAACACUAAAUCCGCGGAAACACUCAAUCAUAAUCACAACAGCAACAACAGUCUGUCAUCGACUACAUCGGCGACGACGGCGACAAUGCAAAAUCUCUCGCACCACCACCAUCAUCAUAAAUCGUCGAAAUUUCGACCGAAGGGCAAGGAUUGGGACUGGUCCAUGGAUAGUAGCAACAGCAGCAGCAAUGUGAACAUCAAUAGCAGCAAUAGCGGCGUCAUUGGCGGCAACAGCAGCGGCAACAAGUGCAAAGCGGAUGUAGGCGCCGCAACAGCGGUGUCUAUAGCCGCGCCCACAACAACAAAUGUUAGUUAAGUUGAAAGUGUUGCAUAAUUUUUCGUUAUUCUUUUGUUUGAAUAUUUAUGAACUUGUUCUGAGCACAUGACACUUGUAGCCUCUACACAAUCGGUCGUCUGUUGGCAGCAAUUGGCAAAUGAAUAGCACUAAUGUUAAUUUAUAUAUUUAUUUUGUAAUUUAAUUAAGACAAAAAAAGUUUAAAUUGUAUCAGAAAUUUCGUUCUCGUUGAUUGCUAUUAAUUUUACUGUUAAGUUAUAAAUUUAUUACAGUUAACACGCUGCUUAUUUCAAUUAAGUAAAAUUUUUUGUAUCCCAAGUGAAAAAUAACCUACAAUUUGUACAGUUAUUUAAACGUCAACUUGCUCGUUAAUUUAACAAUAAUUUUAAAUAAUUUUUGGAUACUUCACUAUGUGUAUUCAAGCUGCAGGGUUUGUUAUUCCUUUUUCAAAAUAUUUUGCCUAAUUUUAAAAUUCAAUUGCAAAAUAUGAAAUAUUUGAAAAGUUCAGAGAAACGCCUUAACGCUUCUAAAUAAAAGCUGGGUUUGAUUACAACAUCCGACUGACAUCAAAUAACAUUAUUUCACAUCUGACAAAAUAUACCGUACAUUCGUAAAAAUUUACAUAUAUGUACAAAUGUUUGUUAAAAGUUUACAUACAUCGUUGUUGUUUUCUUUUAAACUCACUGACAUACAACUUGUUUCCUUUUUUAUUUCUGGCGUUUCACCCAGCUCACAACCCUGCGGAGGUAUGGUCCUUUCUCCAACCUUCUCCCUCUAAGGGGGAGCCUGGUUUAGAGGAUUCAAGAAACCGAUUUUUUUGAAGAUUUUUUGGGUAGGAAAGAAAUAAGUGAUUAAAGCAAAACUUCUAGGAUUUAUAGUUAUUCAUUUAAACAUCAUUCACAAAUUUUUUUGGAUACAAAAUCUUUGAUAUUCCGCCUUUGGGAAGCAAUU
Molecule: messenger RNA, 9865 nt
Organism: Bactrocera latifrons
Lineage: Eukaryota; Metazoa; Arthropoda; Insecta; Diptera; Tephritidae
Gene: gpp
Product: histone-lysine N-methyltransferase, H3 lysine-79 specific
Exons: 8
Coding region: 1394-8935 (2513 amino acids)
Biological process (GO): DNA repair; regulation of transcription regulatory region DNA binding; DNA damage checkpoint signaling
Cellular component (GO): nucleus
Molecular function (GO): histone H3K79 methyltransferase activity
Source: RefSeq, a predicted model, not a curated record